AUGGGAAAGAACCAGUCCAAGCUCACCCCGGAACAACUGGCCGACUUGCAAAAGAGCACUUACUUCGACCGCAAAGAGCUCCAGCAAUGGUACAAGGGCUUCUUGAAGGAUUGCCCAUCUGGCGUGCUGGACAAGCAGGAGUUCAUCAAAGUGUACAAAUCAUUCUUUGCGUUCGGUGACCCCUCGACAUUCGCCGAGUUCGUCUUCAACGUCUUUGACGAGAAUGGAAACGGCACAAUCGACUUUAAAGAGUUCAUCUGUGCACUGUCUGUCACUUCUCGGGGCAGGCUGGACGAGAAGCUGAGGUGGGCUUUCCAGUUGUAUGACAUCGAUGGUGAUGGCACAAUCACCUACGAUGAAAUGCUGACUAUUGUGAGGAGCAUCUACAAGAUGACCGGUCAGAUGGUCAAGCUGCCGGAGGAUGAGGACACGCCGGAGAAACGCGUCGACAAAAUCUUCCGUAUGAUGGACCGAGACAAGAAUGCGCAGUUGACAUUUGAAGAAUUCAAAGAAGGCUCCAAAUCCGAUCCGACCAUCAUCCAGGCGUUGAGCUUGUAUGAUGGUCUGGUCUGA
Messenger RNA from Ceraceosorus guamensis, 573 nucleotides. Its product is annotated as putative FRQ1-regulator of phosphatidylinositol-4-OH kinase. The transcript is spliced from 10 exons. Bases 1 to 573 code for a protein of 190 amino acids. The record is from RefSeq and is a predicted model, not a curated record. Gene Ontology annotation, molecular function: calcium ion binding. NCBI's taxonomy places the organism in Eukaryota, Fungi, Basidiomycota, Exobasidiomycetes, Ceraceosorales, Ceraceosoraceae. Gene Ontology annotation, cellular component: cytosol; membrane; intracellular membrane-bounded organelle.